Brassica rapa (field mustard) is the source of this 10875-nucleotide messenger RNA. Its product is annotated as indole-3-acetic acid-amido synthetase GH3.6. NCBI's taxonomy places the organism in Eukaryota, Viridiplantae, Streptophyta, Magnoliopsida, Brassicales, Brassicaceae. Gene Ontology annotation, molecular function: indole-3-acetic acid amido synthetase activity. The record is from RefSeq and is a predicted model, not a curated record. Gene Ontology annotation, cellular component: cytoplasm.
UCCACAUCUGUUCGGGUAUUUAGGAUCCUAAAAAGAUUCGAAAUAUCUAAAAAAUCUGAAAAAUAUCCGAAAUACGAAAAGUACUUGAAACUCCAAACAAAUACCCAAAAUUUUCAAAUACCUAAAAAUUCAAAAUCUUAUUUAAAAUCUGACACUGAACAGAAAAUAUCCAAAAUUUUAUCCAAAUACCCAAAAAAAAAUUAAUUUGAAAAUUUACCUGAAAUUAAAAACUAUAAUCGUAAACCAAAAACCUAAAAAAAAUAUUCAUAAUGCCGGAAACAUAUUCAAAAUAUCCAAAUAUACCAAAUAAACACAACAUAUUUAUGAUCGGGUCUAGGGUAGGAUCCGGACUCAAACAAAGACAUGCGGGUCCAAAAAAACCCCAAUAGGUUAUCUUCUCUGGACAUGAACUAAACAUAUAUUUUCGGGUCGGUUCGGUUUGUUUUUUUUUAUCCGGAUAUAAUUUUCAUGCCUAAAUAAAACUUACGUAAAAGUGUACAUAUAACAUAUCAAAUGAACUAAUUCAUAGAUUAUAUAACUGUUAAAAAUUAUAUUUUCGAUAUAAUAAAAUUUUGUAUUAUAAUAUAAUCCAAAAAACCCGCGAUUUCCAAGCGCGGGUCAAAAUCUAGUUCAAAUUAAAUACAACGGAAUACUUAGAGCCUUUAACGAAACAAAUAUAUGCCUACUUAUUUCAUGGUAGAAAUGUAACGUAAACUUUUGCAAUUAUAUUUCUUGUUUGCGUAGUUUAACGUAUUAUCAGUAAUAAAACAUAUAUAGAUGAUCUGAUAAACAGAUGUGGCAUGGUGUAAUGAUACUGCAUGAUGAAGUGACGCAUCGCAUUGGAAUCAUGCUUUUAGAGAAAGUUUAUAAAUCAAAUCAAACCCUUUUUUAUUUUCUCGUGGUUUAUUUUUCACCUUUAACUCCGUUCUUUAUUGUCCUUCCCUUCGUUACCGAAAUUCAAACAUUUGAUUUUGUUAUCCUUUUAUUUCAAAGUUGUAUGUGGAAUUUUGUCAAUUCAUUUCUUGCUUGUUUAUAUGUACCACUGUCUUUGAGCGACGACCGUACGAUCUCGUACAAUGAUCAGAAAACAUAUUUAUUUAUUUAUGAACUAUAAAAACUUUAUUGAUAAAAACAUAUUUAUUGAAUCCUGAUUUUUUCCAGUUACCGUCCACAUCUCCCUUUGAUUUUACUAAUUUUAUCAUUUCGUAAUAUUGUGGAGAGAAACAACAUGACAUUCACUAAAAAUAAGUGUUUAAAUGGAAGCAGCGUCCAUAAAAAUUUAAGUUUAGUCUACCAAGAAGUGUUAUGGUCAAAACAAAAUUAUGCAUACUAAACUAUAGAACUGAAAGAACUAACCGAUGACAUUUACCUCUGUUCGUUUCAUCACCCCGGACGCAGUGACAGCGUCAACGCAACAUACAACGCCGGUGAAAUACUAUUGACUUGUUUUUCCAGUUCCUGCGGCAGCUAACAAGAAACAUACGGACGCGGAAAAUUUCAAUGUCACUGCGUCUAAAUUUUUAUGUCUCUAGCAAUCAAUUGCCAAUUGUUUUAACUUUUGAUUCUGUUUUUUGUCGCAUUUGCUAUACUUUUUUGAACGCAGCAGCUGCUUCCAGCGGUGAUGAAACGAACAUAAAUAUUGAGAAUAAUAAUAAUUAAACUGAUGAUAUUGUCUAAGAAAAAAAUAUUUAAAACUAAGAACAGUGUAAAUAUUUUAUUGGCAAUACAUAAAUGUGUGGUAAAUCAAGUGGUCUUAGUCUACCACUCUUAGUCUAGUGGUAAAUGUGUUCCAGUUAGAGUUUCUGCCAUGGUUUCGAUUUCUUUGGCCACCCAUAAAAAUCUUCAAUAGCAAAAAAAUCUGAAUUUUUAUAAGUCUUUUGAUAUUAGUUAUUGAACCUAGAAAGUUUUUCACACCAAAAUUAUAAAUAAAAAGAAAAAAAACAUAAAUAUGUGGUAAAAAAACUUGGUGAUAUUUGAGAGCUAUACAAAAUAGCAAAAUGCUAUUCCGUGGCCCAUUUUCAAAUUUAUUUCAUUCCCUUAUAAGAUAUAUCACACAUAUAUGUAUCGAGAAAAAGAAGAAAACUCCAUGAUUUAUGUCACUUCUAGAUAUAUUCCAUCUACAUAAAAAGACGAGAAAUUGAGAUUUAUACACAAUCUCCAAAGCCCUUUUCGACUGAAAGAUAAGCCAUUUUCUCAUGUGGUUUUUGAAUCUUCCCUUAAUCAAUUUCCAGUCGUCUCUAGUUUGUUGUUCAAAAAAAAAAAAUCAUCUCUAGUUUAAUAUUUACUAUGCUCCGAAUGGUGACUACGGUUUAAGCGGUGCAGGACAAGCGGUUAAACUGCGGUGUGGUUCUAACAGUUAUAAAAAUGUAUAAAUAUAUUGUAUAUGUACAAAUUUUUGUUACUGUUAACUGCGAAGCGGAGCGGGAUGAUGGUCACCAUUCGAAGCCAUACAUCUUAAUACAUCUCUUAUUUAAUUUUAUUUUUUUUGAACUAAACACCUCUUAUUUAAUUUAUGUAUCAUUUUAAUUAACCUCUUCAUCAGAUACGGUCCUGCCUUCACGUUACAAACUGCAUGUGUUUACAGAUUGUGCUAUGAGAUAAUUCCAUAAAGGUUCGGGCAGAUUACUAAUUCCUUUACAUGUCGGGUGGAAGGCUCUUGAUCAGCUGACUGUGUGACAAGUGGAGUAGGAUAGCACUUAUAACUCCAAAAUAGUUAGAUUGAUUUUUUGGGACUCCAAGGAUAUCGAAGGGCCAGUUCAACAGUUCAUCUAAAAUUACAGUUUAAUUUAUUCAAUACGUAUUUAACACUGCUGGUUAAAAAUUAAAUGGUCUUGCGGAUUCAUUACGAAUGACCGAUCUUUGCGUUGAGAUUUGCUUAAUUUGUUUUUUUUUUCUUAAACAUUGGAAGGUAUCUGGCCGAGCUCCAACUAAUCAAUAUGGACGACUGAUCUGGCUCCGAAUUUUCUAAUGUGGUAUAAGACAUGGCUCCAUUUCCGUUGAUUUGCAGCUUUGAAUGAUUAAGUUCUCCGAAUUUGAAGAAGAACAUUUGUUGUAAAAGAAGAAUAAUAAGCAUGAAGAGUAUAAACUUUAAGAUUGUAUAUUUUUGUUUAUGUAUUAUUUUUUUCUUAGAUACAUUAUGUAAUUUGUUUUAUCCAGUUAGCCUUGAGCAUUUUAGCUUUUACUACGUACAUAGUAUAGUACAAUAUUGUAAUAGUCUGUACAUGUGUAUUUAUGCACAUAACUAAUUUUGAUGAGUUGGCAAACAUUUUGGAACGGCCAUUAAUUUGUAAGAUCCAAAAUUAAAACAUAUAUUGUCUGCAAAAGAUAUAUAUUUUCAUUCUAUUCAGAUUCAGAUGGUCGAUAUUUUGUCGAAGAAUUGACGUGCAAAAGUUUCAAAAAAAAAGAAUUGACGUGCAAAAACAUUAUUUACUGAAAAAAUUGCCCACUUUCACUUCUACAGUAAACCGGAAAAUUGGUGUGUACACAAGCAACAACUAGGGCUUUGAGUUUUGACUAUAUUUAUCUUAGGGACCGGAAAACAAGAAACAAUCAGGGACCACGUCACUGGUUUUCACGAACUAAUUUGAUAUUAAUGAAAAUUAAUUUUACUUAAGAAAUAAUUAACAGUAAUUAAUUAAAUAACACCUAUAUCCUAUGUGUUGUUCCCUCUAAGUAAACCAUAAAGCCAUCUUUCAACAUUCAACCAUCCACAUGCAGGCUGUGACACCAUCAUUAUCAGUUAUUCCAAAAUCCAGUAAUUAAAUAACAUAAGUUAGCAGCUUUAGUUAUCUGUUCUCACUUGUCUUAGUUUACGGGAAAAUUAAUUUGCAUGUACGUACGUACGUAACGUACGUAUAUAACACAGGUCGAUCUUGUAUAUAGUCUAUAAAAUAUAAUACGCUGUAUAGAUUUUACUAGCUUUUGCAAUAUCACGUGCGAAGUAUAUGAUUAGGUUUAGGUUGAAGAUUACAUGCAUGGACGAGAAUUUAGAUAUUUAAACACUUUACUAGAAUUUGUUUUCCGUCUUCUCAACGAACAAUUGAUAAGAUAUAUCUCAUCACUUGGUUCGGGUGAGUUGACCCUUCACUAUCACUGGGUCGUUUAGUUCAUCUCAGCUUCAUGCAUACGUGUUUCUUAUAUACGUCAUUCCCAAACUUAAUAAAAGAAAAAUAACAUUCCUACAAAACUGAAAGAACAAAAAACAAAUUGACACCUUGUGUAGAGAUACAAAAAGUCAAUGGUCAAAGAUUUGCAAUGAUCUGUCGGUGCCUCUCAGCCUUUCCGUAUAAUAGCACAACAAAAACUCUUUGUGUUGCGAUGAAACGUGUAGAGUCAGAAUCACUAAUUAAGUACAGAUUACAUAUACAUCAAAAUUUCAAAAGGUUCAGAAAACGCCAUCACGGCUCACACUACUAUAUAGCCAAUUAUUUAUAUUACGGACUUGGCCUCAAGGAAAUGUCCUACGGUCCUACCCUUGCAUCUCGGUGCAGCCGCGCUAUCACCUGAUUUUCGGCCUUAUCGGUGGGGAGCUCCCACAUGGCAUUACCGUAUGGUCCGUAUCAAACAAAUUACCUGAAACGAUAAAACACUCAUCUUCAUAGUAUUAACUCUUGUCAUGAUUCAGAUAUUUUUAGCUCGUUCUAGUUCUUAUUUUUCUUGGAAUUUUCUAGGGAAUUUAUGGACCAUACGUAAAUAAGGGAGAUGGCGAGCGUAAAAUCGGCAAAGAACAUAAAAAAUGUAGACCGUAUAGCUGACAUCAUCUAGUGAUGUUAUUUACGGAAUUUUCCAUUACGAAUUUUACAUCUUUAAAUUUUUAGGAUGCUUUGCGAAUAUAUUACAAUAAAGUUCUAUAGUCAUAUGCAUAGAAAAAUCAUCUCACAAGAAUAUGAGUAUAAAGGUUAACUACCUUCUUUAGGCUCUUAGCCAGAAAGAAAAAAUAAGAAGUUUGACUAACUUGGAGGGGGAUAUUGAUUCGCUCUUUUUGGUAAGUCACUUUUUCACCCAAGUAUUUAACUGCUAAAUACGAACACGGAAGUGACCAAAGAAAUAUAUAUAGUCGUCUACGCAUACGAUAGUUUGUUAGGCACCGAUUUUAAACCUAAAAUACAUAGCAGUCUCUUUCAAGAUAUAUGAUUAUAUAUGUGCACCCGUAUUAUGUACUUAUGUACUUACAUUAGCCGUCAUGAGUUUUUGAAAACUGAUAUAUAUAUAUAUAUAUAUAUUUAUGUUUGAAUAUGGUUUUCUUUAUAAUCAAUGAUUUACUUUCUACUGAUUCGACUAAACGUAUUUUGAUCAGUCCUUACAAUAUAUUUAUACUACCAGUGGCUUUAAUUGAUGUUGAGUUUUGAAGAUAUCCCCUGAUCAUACAGUGUUGCUUGUCGAAUAAAAUUCCAACUUACUUGUCAACGAAAGAAAGUAUAUACUUUUGUGAUAAGACAAGUACUUUGUAAUUGUUCGUAUAAAUUAUAAACAUAGUUGUUAUUUUGGUUAAAAGAUUUCCGAAGAAUUAAUGAACAUAUCGCAUUUUCCUUGUCUUUCUCUACUUAAUAAUUGGAGGGUUUAAUGCAUUAAUCCUUAUUAUCAUAGAACUGUUAAUUUUUCACAAUUUCUUAUAAAUUAAAAAAAAAGUAGAAAACAUAUAAACCGUACGUAGUCAUUAUCUUUAUAUAUCAUAUCCGUAGUAUCUUCUUCUAUAAUUUUCCCUCAUUAUAUAUGAUUAGAACAUUCCAAAACAAACACUGAGCAUUUAAGUUAGAUAAACAAGAAUAUAAAUUGAAAAGCAGAUGACACUUUGACGGGAAUAAUAUCUUUGCUAAAUAUUACCAUCUUGGUCUCGUAUCUAAUUCUAGUUAAUAUCAAGACUUUGACGUCAAAUAGUUGUAUCCCCGAUGUGAUAAUUCCAGUAACAGAAAUUUGAGUUUACAAUCUAAGGCGUUUGCCGAUAUUUAACAGAUUUUUUUUUUCAAAUUAUACAAAUAAAACCAUCUAGAAGAAAACAUAAGGUGUUCACACCCAACAAAAUGUUGAUUAUAUAUACACUCAUUUGAUAUUCAUGGAUGAUAAAAAUUAUAACAAAUCCAGCAAAAGGGUUGGAUGAAAAUAAACUAUACGUGAAGGCACCAAACUAGUAUAACACCAAUUACACGUGUCAACCAAUAACAAUGGAGUCCAGCUGUAAUGGUCCCGACCUCUGGAUUUCUACUUCUUCUCGCCGGGAUACAUUGACCAAAAAACAUCUCAAAGUACGGCAAGAAGUUCAUAGUGAACGCCGUUUUUUGUGUUUACCGGGAAACGCAAAAUGAUGGUGUAUCUUAGGGUUUUAGGAAAGGCUUUAGAGGAGUUUGUUGCCGGUAGUUUGUGGGACAACUCCGUUAGAAACUAUUGCUGAUUAAACGGAUAUUGCCGGUUUCUCCGUCCUGGUCAACCGGGUAAAAAUCCCGUAAUAAAAUCUGUGUCCUCAUUCAUGCCCUGCUGUAUCUAUCUAAUAUGGUAAUGUUUGCAUUUGAUCGUUCAUAUCACUCUUUUUUUGUUCCUGUUACAUUAAUACGUUUACCGUAAUGUUCUAAUAGGAAAAACCUAGCCAAAGCAAACCAAUGUUUUAAAUGAAAUCGAACUAAUAUUUUUUCUUUGUAACAGAUCGAACUAAUGUUUGUUAAAGAACGAUAUUAUUCUGAUUCAAAAAUAUAUAUAUAUGUUCCGAUUCAAAAAAAAAAAUUACAUGCUCCAUUUGCAUGAUCUAUUUGCAUUGAUCAUUUCAUAUAAGAGAAUUAUUUAGGUAAUGUUGGGUAAAAAAUCGACCAGUAUCUAGCUAAUGUAUUAACCCCCUUCAAAAAUAAUAAAUAUCUAAUGUAUUUUAUCAGUUGAAAAUAAAAUGGGCGAAUUAGAGAAUACUAUAUAGUUUGAAUGUCCUUAAAAUAUUAUUCAAGCCAGUAGAAGAGGUAUUGACCAUUUUGGAAUUAAAAUAUUAUUAAUUCCACUUUUCGAAAUGAAAUAAAAUAAUUUAAAGCCGAUUAAACACGAAUAGUAAACCUUUCACUGAAAUCCUGGAUAUAAACAUAUUGUUAGUUUACGUUUAUAUCCUUCGACGUCAUCUCCACCAUCAUCCUCUCUCUCUCUCCCUCUAUAUAUAUUGCCUCGCUCUCUUCCAUUCUUCCUCACACCCUUGAAGCUUCAAAACUAAACAAAGCUUAUUCACCAUUCUCUCUCUCUCUCUCUCUUUCAUUCUCUCAUUUUUUAAUCUCUAAACCCACCAAAACAUAAACAAUGCCUGAGGCACCAAAGAUCGAAGCUUUGGAGGUUUCUGAUCAGACUCUCGCGGAGAAGAACAAGAACAGGCUCCAGUUCAUCGAAGAAGUGACCUCUAACGCUGACGAUGUCCAGAGAAGGGUUCUUGAAGAGAUUCUCUCACGCAAUGCUGACGUGGAGUACCUCAAACGUCACGGGCUCCAGGGACGAACCGACCGUGAGACUUUCAAACACGUCAUGCCUGUCGUAACCUACGAAGAUAUUCAGCCUGAGAUCAACAGAAUCGCUAAUGGUGAUACGUCACAAAUCCUCUGUUCUAGCCCCAUCUCUGAGUUCCUCACCAGUUCUGGAACAUCUGGUGGAGAGAGGAAACUGAUGCCAACAAUAGAAGAGGAGCUAGACAGAAGAUCACUUCUCUACAGUCUCUUGAUGCCUGUGAUGAGCCAGUUUGUUCCCGGUCUUGACAAAGGCAAAGGAAUGUACUUUCUGUUCAUCAAAUCCGAAUCUAAGACACCAGGUGGUCUCCCUGCACGUCCUGUCUUGACCAGUUACUACAAAUCCUCUCACUUCAAAAACAGACCAUAUGACCCUUACACCAACUACACAAGCCCUAACCAAACCAUCCUUUGUCCGGACUCUUACCAAAGCAUGUACUCUCAAAUGCUAUGUGGUUUAUGCCAACACAAAGAAGUGCUCCGUGUUGGCGCUGUCUUUGCCUCUGGUUUCAUCAGAGCCAUCAAGUUUCUUGAGAAACAUUGGCCUGAACUAACCCGUGAUAUUAGAACCGGUACACUCAGUUCCGAGAUAACCGAUCUUUCCGUCCGUGAGGCGGUCGGGGAGAUUCUUAAACCGGAUCCAAAGCUUGCGGAUUUUAUCGAAUCCGAAUGCAUGAAGAACUCUUGGCAAGGGAUCAUCACUAGGCUUUGGCCAAACACAAAGUAUGUGGAUGUGAUUGUGACCGGGACAAUGUCACAGUAUAUUCCAACUUUGGAUUAUUACAGCAAUGGUUUGCCUCUUGUUUGCACAAUGUAUGCUUCCUCGGAGUGUUACUUUGGUGUGAAUCUCAGGCCACUAUGCAAACCAAGCGAGGUCUCUUACACUCUCAUACCAACCAUGGCCUACUUCGAGUUCUUGCCUGUCCAUAGGAACAAUGGAGUCACUAGCUCGAUCAGUCUUCCAAAAGCACUCACUGAGAAAGAACAGAAAGAGCUUGUUGAUCUCGUUGAUGUAAAGCUUGGUCAGGAGUACGAGCUUGUCGUCACCACCUAUGCCGGUCUGUACAGAUACAGAGUUGGUGAUGUCCUAAGAGUGGCUGGUUUCAAGAACAACGCACCUCAGUUCAGCUUCAUAUGCCGCAAGAAUGUGGUCCUAAGCAUUGAUUCAGACAAAACCGACGAGGUGGAGCUUCAAAACGCAGUUAAAAACGCGGUAACGCACCUUGUUCCUUUUGAUGCCUCACUCUCUGAGUACACUAGCUAUGCAGACACAUCCUCCAUCCCAGGCCACUAUGUCUUGUUCUGGGAGCUGUGCUUGAACGGUAACACGCCGGUUCCUCCCUCGGUCUACGAGGAUUGUUGUUUAACCAUAGAGGAAUCGUUUAACAGUGUUUAUAGACAAGGAAGAGUUAGUGACAAGUCCAUUGGACCGUUGGAGAUCAAGGUAGUUGAGUCAGGGACUUUUGAUAAGCUCAUGGAUUACGCGAUAAGCCUUGGGGCAUCGAUCAAUCAGUACAAGACACCGAGGUGUGUGAAGUUUGCUCCCAUCAUUGAGCUUUUAAACUCUAGGGUUGUUAAGUCUUACUUCAGCCCCAAGUGUCCAAAAUGGACCCCUGGUCACAAGCAAUGGGGAAGUAACUAAAGAGAAAACUAUGAGGAGAAAGAGAGACUCUCUCUCUAUGCGAUAAAAGUUUCUAGUCCCAUUUGAACUGUUUCGUAGUCAGAUGAAUAUCGAUAAAAGUGGUUAAUCAUUAUGUCCGUCUGUCUGUCUAAUUUUAAUCUUAAUCUUAAUUUUUGCUUUGCUGUGUUUUUGGUAAACAACUUAUGUUUUAAACUAUGCUUAGCUCAUAAUCACAUGUACAUAGGAACUUUAUGUUUCUUUUAAUCCAUUUCGUUUUUACUAUUCUCUUGCAAUUGAUUAGUCAGGGUGAAUUUCCUAAAACUGACCUGGUUUAGCAAACUCAAUAAUUAAAAAAACCUUAAUUUUUUCUGACUGUUAUGUAUCGAGAGAUGAACAAGAAUCAUCAAAGAUUCAAGGAUCGAAAACUAGUUAAUUAAAUAAAUAAUAUGUAUGUAGACGGUAGACCCGACAAUUUAUUAUGUGCACGUAAUAUAAUAAUGUGCUGCAUUUUCAAACUAUUUUAUAACUCGAGCAAGUAUUUUAUCAGUUUAGUUCACAUUAACGUCAGAAGUAGCACACAUGGAUAAGACUUACUAUUUAAAAACCAGCUUUCAAAAAAAAAAGAAUAAGACUUAUUAUUUUAUUUUUUAUAACUAAAAGAAUAAGACUUAAUAUUGCAUUCUAUUACAUAUCCUCCUCUUGGAAUUAGAAAUGAAUGAAAUUUUGCCAAGUUGUGGGAAAAAAUGUUCCCUGUGUGAUAUCAGAGACCACAAAACUGGCUUGAAAUUGUUUCUUUUUUACAUAUAAAAGAUUUAAUUUGAGUAAAAUAAAAUUAUUCAAAGUUUACAAAAGGCAGAAAUGCCACUGUAAUCGAUUUUAAUGUAUUAUUUCUGUGCUACAGAAAACAGCAGACAAUACUCAAAAUGGCUGCUGACAUUAUUUACAAGAAAGAGAUGCUUUAGUUAAACAACUCAAGUAGAAACUGAUAUAUACAUAUUAUUAUUGGUCGUUAGAAACCAUUGUUGGGGUUCACACAAAAUCCAAGAUUAAUUUGGCAUACAAUGUCAUAAAGUACAUUACGGCCUCGACUGGUAAAGUCUUUAUUUCUAGACUUUUACCAGUUUUGAUUUGUUGUUUUUUCUCCUUGUCUGAUUUCUGUUUUUCUAAUUCUAUAUGGUGUCUCUCUUUAUAUUUUUAUUUGGAAUUAUGGUUUCGAGAUUAAAGUUAGGACGUUUAUCAAAAUGAUUGUUUAAACUUAAGGUUUUAUUUUGUUUUGAAUUUUGUAUUCUUAUUUUUUUGUCAGAAAAUUUUGUAUUCAUUCUAUCGUUUUUAUAACUGGCAUUUGAAGACACCGUUUAUAUAACUAAAUGAAUCUUUUUUUUUAAAAAAAAAAACUAAAUGAAUCUUGGUUUUAUACAUCUCUCUACUAACAAGUUCAUAAGAUAUACUCCUUCUGUUUCUAAAUAAUGUAUAUUUUAGAUUUUUUACAAAUAAUAAAUUAAUAUUUAACUAUCAAUGCAUCAAUUUUCAAAAUUAUAACAAUUUCUCAUAAAUUUAAACAAAUAGAAACUCAAUAAAUCCCAAAAUUAUCAAUUGAUAUUCUUGAAGUUAACAAUUUAUUACUAAAAUAUAUAAAAAAUAAAAAACAUUGAUGUUUUAAAAACAAAUAAAAAGUGUUAGAACAUGAAUUAUUUAGAAAUGAACGAGAUAUAAAGCUAUUUUGAAGAGAUCAAUGAUCACAUCCACAAAUAUUUUGAUAUCACAGAAAGAAAAAAAAAAAAAAAAAAGCAAUAU